Molecule: messenger RNA, 318 nt
Organism: Aegilops tauschii subsp. strangulata
Lineage: Eukaryota; Viridiplantae; Streptophyta; Magnoliopsida; Poales; Poaceae
Product: ethylene-responsive transcription factor 3-like
Biological process (GO): regulation of DNA-templated transcription
Molecular function (GO): DNA binding; DNA-binding transcription factor activity
Source: RefSeq, a predicted model, not a curated record
AUGUUGAUGCGCCGCCUGGGCGCUUCGGCUUUUCGCGGAGUCCGCGAGCGCCGCUCCGGCGUCUUCUCCUCCGAAAUCUGGUUUGGCGAAAAACGCGUCAGUCUCGGCACCUUCGACACCGCAGAGGAGGCGGCCCGCGCGUACGACGCGGCGGCGCCUCGUUGGGAGGUGAAUUUUCCCAACGUGUCGACGAGCCAGCGGGCGCAGGAUCUCGCGCCUCUCCCGCAGCUUUUCACCGACGAGGAUCGUCGUGACAACCGGAGGCGGCAGCGUCGCCUCGCCAUCGCUGAGAUGGACGUGGAAGCCAUGGCGGUGUAG